AUGGGGGCUAGACAGGGCCGCCAUGGUAAGGGAUCCAUCUUUGUGUUUGCUGCAGGAAACGGUGGAAUUAAUGGCGAUAGCUGUGCGUUCAAUGGCUAUGUGAACAGCAUUCAUACGAUAGCCAUCUCCGGGGUGGACUGGGACGGCUUGGUACCAGCAUACACUGAACCGUGCGCGGCCAUCAUGGCUGUGACGUAUGGGCAAGAUGUGUUUGCCUAUAAGAAAACUGACCCUUCCCUUGUAACAGCUAAAGGAGCCCAUGAUUGCACACAGUGGUUUCCAGGUUCUUCGACUAGUACUGCGUUUGCUUCUGGUAUCAUUGCUUUGACACUGCAGGCAAAUUUUAUUAUUUACAAUUUUGUAGGAGGACCCUUCUGUAAAGUACUUUUGAGUCAAGUUGGUGUCCUCAAUAAAGAUGAUAAUGAUGAUGAUAAUGAUGAUGAUUAUCAUUAA
Molecule: messenger RNA, 453 nt
Organism: Orbicella faveolata
Lineage: Eukaryota; Metazoa; Cnidaria; Anthozoa; Scleractinia; Merulinidae
Product: neuroendocrine convertase 1-like
Source: RefSeq, a predicted model, not a curated record